AUGUGGAAUAUUGAAACCACCUUGAGUCGUCUUCAUUCCCGAAUGUUCAGAGUCAAAAGAAGCAUGCAGCUCUCCCCACGGAACCUCAGAACAAUUCGGCACGUGUUCUCGGAGCAGGUCCUGUGCUGUCAGAACUGGUGGGCUGAGACGUCUUUCUGCCUUGAACUUACAUCAUCCCUGCCUGCCUUGCAGAGCCCAGAGGCUUCUAUUUUUUUUAUGUUUGGAAGCAACCACUGCAAUAACAUUGAUUUUCAAGAGCAAUCUAGUGAUUUAGCUAACACCACCUCUCACUGCGUGCACAUUUUGCUCCGCAGGAUUUAUGUUUUUGUGAUUCCCUUCCUUUGCAGGUGUUACAACUCAGGACUCGGCUCCCGGCCCGCAGACAGGGCAGGCAGCCAUCUGCCUCUCCGCCUCCGAAGCGCCUGCAGGGCUGCACCAGGGACCAGCAGCAGUGUCUCCAUGAAGGCAGCACAGCACAGCGCUGCUCACGACUGCCCAACACAGCGUGCUGCAGAAUGUCCUCUGAGACUGCACCGACCCAGGAAUGGGAACUGCAGUCUUUUUGAAAAGGACAAGACAGACAGCAUGCAGGACUGCUUCGGGCAGGGACUUUGCAGAAUAUUCCAGCACCUCUUUCCUAAAGAGAAAAGUAGGUCCCUUAUAGGAGAGUUAUUCUACACUGAUGUUCUGAUACACUGCAGGUCAGAAGCAGCACUGAGAGUUGCUCAUUAAGGCGGGAAAUGGCCAGAUCCCAAGGGAUGCAGAGUGCCCUCUCCGAGCUGUUGGUUGGAAGAGGUGGUGAGGUUCUUUGCAGGCAAAGGCAAAGGCAAGCAGGCACCCAAUUCCAGAUCCCCAGAAAAACAGUUUGAUUUUCAGUAAUUAAAAAAAAAUAGAAAACAUUUUCUCAACCCACAUAACCCACAUGCAAUUAACUUAAUCAACAAAUCUCGAUUUAUGUUACAAAAAGGUUUAAGUCCCCCUGAAAAAUGGUGAAGUUUGACAUAAGUUACAUUACAGCGAUUCAAACAGAGCGUUUACCAUACUCAGAUUCUGUACAUCUGUGACUCCCGCAUAAACAUUUCCAGAC
Molecule: messenger RNA, 1087 nt
Organism: Gallus gallus (chicken)
Lineage: Eukaryota; Metazoa; Chordata; Aves; Galliformes; Phasianidae
Exons: 1
Coding region: 1-732 (243 amino acids)
Source: RefSeq, a predicted model, not a curated record